UUGUCAUCGGUGCGUCCGGCGUCGGAAAGACGAGCCUGCGCAACCAGGCGAGUAUGCACGCGUAUGUCUCCGGACGCUUCACGACUGGCUAUCGCGCGACUAUUGGAGCCGACUUCAUCACCAAGACCCUGCCGCACUACAGCUCUCAAGAGGAGACCGUAACGCUGCAAAUAUGGGACACAGCAGGCCAGGAGCGCUUCUCGAGCCUCUCAUCUGCGUUCUUCCGCGGCGCAGAUGCCGCGGCGCUCAUGUUCGACGUGAAUCAGCCUGAGACGCUACACGCCCUCACAAAGUGGUGGGCCGACUUCCGUGAGAAGGCCCCCGUCCCGGAUGACGAGGCUGAGGACUUUUGCUGCGUCGUCGUCGGGAACAAGGUAGACUUG
Laetiporus sulphureus 93-53 is the source of this 383-nucleotide messenger RNA. RefSeq lists its product as uncharacterized. Lineage: Eukaryota; Fungi; Basidiomycota; Agaricomycetes; Polyporales; Laetiporaceae. Gene Ontology annotation, cellular component: phagocytic vesicle; vacuole; late endosome. Gene Ontology annotation, biological process: regulation of vacuole fusion, non-autophagic. Gene Ontology annotation, molecular function: GTPase activity; GTP binding. The annotation marks the transcript as partial. The transcript has 3 exons. The record is from RefSeq and is a predicted model, not a curated record.